Molecule: messenger RNA, 1474 nt
Organism: Microplitis demolitor
Lineage: Eukaryota; Metazoa; Arthropoda; Insecta; Hymenoptera; Braconidae
Exons: 5
Coding region: 114-1364 (416 amino acids)
Source: RefSeq, a predicted model, not a curated record
AAAAACACAAGUGCGUAUUUUUCCCCGGCGUUUAAAUAUUUUAACCUAAAAAUUAAAACAAAAGAAAAUCAAACAAUCCGGCGACAGAGCAACAAUAAAUUACCGAGUAAACAAUGGCGAGUUUAACAAACUUUCGGCUUAAAUUAAAUUUAUCGAAAUUUUACACCGAUGCCAGGAAAUUGAGUUUCAUUUACGUUGACACGUCAGCAAUAAGUAAUGUCUUGCAACUGCACUCUAAAAUUGCAAAUACUUUUGGAAUUGUUGAGUCCUUUUAUCUCAUUACGGAGAAUAAUAUUUUCUUACCUUUUGUCGAGGAUAUUAGAGUUAUUCAGCUGAAUGAUGUUAUCACAGUUAUCCCUGGACGUCCUGGAUUGUCAAUUGAUGCUCCAACACCAAAUGGAACAGUGACUCCUCCCAGCAAAGUUGAACCCUCAAAACCCGAAUCACAGCAUCAGUCAGAAGAAUCCGACAAUACUGAAGUCGAAGUUUUUGUUGAUCCAAUAUCAGAAAAAGAUGUCGAUACUGACAUUAAAAAUGUCAACUCCCCAAGUACAGUUCCAAAGAAAAAGCGUAAGAGAGUACGACCUCGUCAUAAAAAAAAUAAAAAUAUUGAAAAAGAAGAAGUGGAAGCUAAAAUUUAUCAGCAAAAUGGAUUUUCUGCAACAAAUGGCAUUAGUAUAAACAAUGAAAAAUUAACACCGAAGCAUUUAAAAUUUAAUUCAGACGAUGAAAAUCUUCAAGUGACGAAUGACAAGCAAGGAAAUGGAAUUCCUGCUCGUACAAAACCAACUGUUCGUUCUAAUGAAGCUGCAUCUUUGUCGACUUUGCUGAGUUUAAAAAAUAAUCCCGUUCCCGUUACCUACUCCAGCAAAAGAGUGAGAUCUAAUUCUGAAAUUUCUCAUACGUCAAAUGUCUCACGUAUGUCUCAAUCUCGAGGGCCCGGAAAAAAUAAUAUUAAAAUGGAGACUGCAGCAUCUCCAGUACCCACUUUACCUGAAAAUCUAAGCAAUGGAUCAUCAGAUAUUGAUUUUUCAAAAGUAAAUCCACUCGACUAUCCCGUCGUUCCUGGCGUGAGUUUUGAAAUUGGUGAUGUCGUUGCAUUCCGCACUUUGAAAAUUGGAGAAGAUUAUUCUCCAACAGUCUCUGGGUAUAUUAUCGCCAAAGUUUGCGCCCGAGAUCAUAAUUCCGAUGACUACAUUUUUAAAAUAAUCGAUGGACAUGAACAAAUAAAAACUCCAGAAGGUAAAUUUACGCUACCGUCCGACAAUAAUGGUGACGAAAGUAAAGUUGAAGUUGAUAACGAGCUGAUAAAUUUAAAUUCUGUUCAUUUGGUUGAGCCACGAUUAAUUCAUCGUACCAAGUGAUUUUUUUUGUAUAAUUUUUUUUUACAUUGUGUUUGUUCAAUGUCCUAGUAAUUUAAAAACUCACAAUUUAUAAUUAACAAUAAUAAUUAUUGUAUUUUAUUAAGAGUUAA